Molecule: messenger RNA, 591 nt
Organism: Plenodomus lingam JN3
Lineage: Eukaryota; Fungi; Ascomycota; Dothideomycetes; Pleosporales; Leptosphaeriaceae
Biological process (GO): exon-exon junction complex disassembly
Cellular component (GO): exon-exon junction complex; cytoplasm
Molecular function (GO): RNA binding
Source: RefSeq, a predicted model, not a curated record
AUGCCUUCCGUCGAGACACCCAGCAUCUCAAAGGCUGGCAUCACAACCUCUGCGACCGGCGAACGUCAUAUCCCAGCUUCCGUCCGUCCCGAUGGUACGCUGCGCAAGGAGAUCCGAGUCCGUCCCGGCUACCGUCCACCAGAGGAUGUAGAAGUGUAUAAGAACCGCACAGCCGAGGGCUUUCGCACCAGAGGCAAGGCUGGCAUUCCAGGCGCCGAGGGGUUGAAGAGCCAGGAAGACGUCCCCAAGGUCAGUCCUGCGGCGAAUAAAAACGCCAAAAGGAGAGAGGCUAGGAAGAAGGCGGCAGCAGCUGGAAUUGAAGGACAGGAGACUACGGCCGCAGGAGAGGUCAAAGAGAUGGCCAAGUCCGUCGAGCCAGCAAAGGCUGUAGACCCGGAAGCGGAGAAGGAGAAGGAAGCCAAGAAGCUCACAAAGAAGCUCAGGCAAGCCCGCGAGCUCAAGGAUAAGAAGGAGAAGGGCGAUAAGUUGCUGCCAGAGCAGUUUGAAAAAGUCAUCAAGAUUAAUGAGCUCAUUCGUCAGCUCGAGUCUCUUGGAUUCGAUGCCCAAGGAGAGAAGAAGGCCGAGACUUGA